Molecule: messenger RNA, 1430 nt
Organism: Nematolebias whitei (Rio pearlfish)
Lineage: Eukaryota; Metazoa; Chordata; Actinopteri; Cyprinodontiformes; Rivulidae
Gene: fhl1a
Product: four and a half LIM domains 1a
Exons: 6
Coding region: 176-1021 (281 amino acids)
Biological process (GO): muscle organ development
Molecular function (GO): transmembrane transporter binding
Source: RefSeq, a predicted model, not a curated record
UGAGCUGGUGGUUUCCUUUUUUUUCCUCCUUCUUCCUUUCUGAGCGACUCCCUCCGUCGUCUUUUUAAAGCAGCCUCUCCACACACACUCACACACACACACACACACACAGAGCUGCUGCUGCUGAGGGACUGAUCUGCUUCACAAAGGACCGAGGAGUUACCUCACCUCCACCAUGACCGAUCGCUUCGACUGCUACUACUGCCGUGACAACCUGCACGGGAAGAAGUACGUGAAGAAGGAUGAGAAGCACGUGUGCACCAAGUGCUUCGAUAAACUCUGCGCAAACACCUGUGCAGAGUGCAGGCGCCCGAUUGGAGCCGACUCAAAGGAGCUGCACCAUAAGAACCGUUACUGGCACGAGGAUUGUUUCCGCUGCGCCAAAUGCUACAAGCCGCUGGCCAGCGAGCCAUUCAACGCCCGGGACGACGGCAAGAUCAUGUGUGGCAAGUGUGGCUCGAGGGAGGAUGGAAACCGCUGCCAGGGCUGCUACAAGGUGGUGAUGCCAGGGUCCAAGAAUGUGGAGUACAAGAACAAGAUGUGGCACGAGGAAUGCUUCAAAUGCUUUGAAUGCAAUCAGCCAAUACGCUCACAGAGUUUUGUGACCAAAGGUGAUGACAUCUACUGCCCUCCUUGCCAUGAAAAGAAGUUUGCCAAGAAAUGCUUCCACUGCAAGCAGCCCAUCACCUCUGGAGGGGUCAGCUACCAGGACCAGCCCUGGCACUCUGAGUGUUUUGUGUGCCAGACCUGCCGUAAACCUUUGGCAGGAACUCGCUUUACCUCCCACGAGAAUCACGUUUACUGCGUGGACUGCUACAAAACUGACGUGGCCAAGAAGUGCCAUGGCUGCAAGAACCCCAUCACAGGGUUUGGCCAUGGAACCAACGUGGUGAAUUAUGAGGGAUUUGCCUGGCAUGAGUAUUGCUUCAACUGCAAGAGAUGCUCCCUCUCAUUGGCCAACAAGCGCUUCGUCCUCAACGGAGAUCACAUCUACUGCCCCGACUGCGCUAAGAAGCUGUAAAUGGCACAAUUAGCCGAAAUGAGUUUGAAGUAGAGUCGUGGAAAAGUGCCUCUUUAGAGUCACCGAGUUCAGCUUUGAUUAGAAAAUAUGAACUUAUUUCUGUAUAAGCAUGCAUGCAAACAGUUUUGUUGAAAAACAAGUUUUUCCAACUUACUCAGCUCUAGCUUCCACCUGUCUAGUUUGUUUCAGUUUUAAAUGUUAGUUUCUAACACUUUUUUUAAGUGCCUUACUGGAUUCGUUUCCCAGAUUAAAUGCUGGCUGCUGCUCAAACAGCUUUGAUGAAUAAUCUGCCCCAUCUCUGUAUGUUUGAAAAUAUUUUAGAGUACAUUUAAAACACAGUUUGUGACUGAUGCUGAAAAAAAAAAGCAUGUAUUCAAGCUUGAUGUUUGAUGCAAAAUAAAAGAAUGUG